UUUUUUUGGGCUGAAGCCGGCAAACAAAUUUUAUUACUCUGCAGGAUUUCACAGACACAACCCCUGAAUUCAAUUACAUAUUAAAAUGUCUUUCUUUCUUUUUUAUUUAUCUCAAACUUUAAGAACAAUAUUAUAUAUAUAUAUAAAUUAAAAUUAAAAUGUGAAAUACAAACAGUGGCACAAUAUUUUGUUCAAUACAAGGCACUACAAAAGAGGUCUUCCUUUGGAAAUAAUGCACAAGAAAUUGAUAGAAAAAAUGUUAAAAAAAACAAAAACAAAAAACAUUUCAUUUUUGUUGAAUGUGAUUUAUAAUCCAAAUAUCAUUAAUGUGCUAUUUAAACAGUAAAAUAACCCUCAGGAAAAGAGACGCAAAAAAUGAAUAUAAAGAAUUUUCAAAAGGCAGAUAAUAAAAAGCAUAUUUUGAUUUUACAAAGUGUCAACUUUGUUAACAUAGGCUAAUUAUGAUGUUUGUACAUUAAGAUUAACUGUCUUUCGUCUUUGAUUAUUUCCUAAUUCAUUCUUGCAACGUGUACAUAAAUAACCAACUUUCCGUAUUCUUGUGUUUUCCAAACAACAACAAAUCACGAUGGUGCCUACACAUGUGUAAUGAUCCCAGGAUUUCCGAUUCCACGGGAACGCAGCACAGUUUUACAAGGCUGAGUGCCUGAAAGUCAUUUGUUUUCCGAGAGUCGGACUGACUGGAUUGGACGGCCGGGGGUUCCGCCCACAAACACACAAGGUGGAGUUGAAAAGAAAAAACAUGCUGGGCUAAAUUGAAGCUGUCAAACAGCCUCAUUCAAUUUGCUAAAAGAGGAAUCGAGCAAUAUGAAAAAGCAUGGAGACUGCUUUGGAGACUUCCUAGAUAGUUCUCCCAGAAGUGGACACCUUACUUUGCGAAGUAAACAUGAUCAUAUCGUGCAAAGCUUAAUAUUAUAAGUCAAUUACAUAAAGUUACAUGAGUUGAGGUUAAAACACUUGAAUUUAAAACGGCAGGUAAAACUUUACAUAUUUUUGACUUAAAACAUUCACUGUGCAAACCUCGGCUGAGGAUCAGACAGGUUCGGCGGUAGUGGAGUUAAAAUAUUCACCCACAGUUGGGUUCAGAGACAACGGAGCAAGAUCGGAAAAUAUGAGGAUGUCUCGGCGUGGCGAAAUGGUUGGAUGGAGAGAGAGGAGCUGCUGCGCGAUGAGUGGAGGGAGACGGCGAGAGAGAUGGAGGCGGGGGGGAAGGACCAUCUCUGCGGGGACUAGAGCCCAGGACCGACGGCGCAGUGCUGGCUAACGUUCAACCCUCCCCUUCUUCCUCCACAACCAGACCGUGGCUCACGCCGAGAGACAGGUAAGCCAACAAACACGCCGCCUGGUUUCAUAAUAUAUCGAGGGUGCGCGGCAAAUACGUUCGGAAAACCACAAAAAGCCGCUAAAUCGGUGUUUGUGGUUUGCAAAUGUUUCUUUUUACACGACUCAGUCGGCAGCCUCUUUGUAGAAACGAAACAUACCGACAGCUGUAGCAGGGUAGAGACGAGGUCGGCCAUAGCCGGAUUUCUUGUCCUCUACAGCGGGGGAGAAAUUGAACAUUAGACCUGGAGGUAAAUGUGUUACUUUCUUAAAUUUUUGACAAACGGGUGAUUCAUGCUAUCUUCUUUAAUCGAAACUCGGUUAUUCGUGCUGUAAGUGGGGCACUUGAGCUGGGGUAUUAACGGUAGUUUCCGCGCCGAGACCUCCAUGCGGCUGUUGGCGGAACAACCAGCCGCCUCUCUCGGUUAGCCAUCAGGGAUCUCGGUUUAAUAUCUCACCGUGCAGAGACUCGCCCUCUCUCUCCCUCUCUCUCUCUCGCUGACUAUCCUAGAACCACCGACGACCGAGCUCGGAGAACCCGCCUUCUUGAUCUAGCUUAUGCGCUUUUGGAUCGAGGGAAGGGAGUCUGCAACGCCUUGGCUUUAGUUUUAAGCCUCGUUUUCCCUGUUUGCAGUGCGCCAUUGGACCUUGUCACGGUAGGUUUCCUUGUCGAGCUGAGCUGAAGCAUGGCGGAUCUGGAGCUGUUUGUCGCGCCUGUGAAGCUUCUUUGCCUCGGAUGUUACCAUGUUUCCUUUAGAUAUUGUAGCUCACUAAACAGACAGUUUGACAGCGCGACAGAGUUGCCGAAACCGUUUAUGAGCGUUAAAAUAACCCGUUUAUGAAGUAAGGUCGAGGCUGUGAUGUUUAACCGCUACAAUUAUUUUACAUUUUCUCUUUCUUCCUGCGCCUCCGCAAGCCCUUCCAGCCCACCACCGCGGAAAUUUUCUCGGACGCGAUAUUAAUUCGUUAAAAAUUCUCUUACAAGAAUCAACGAAGAAUAUGAUUCGUUUCAGUAUUUGAUAGUUUUAUUAACAAAUUAUUUCGAAUACCCUGUAAACAGGAGGCACGAGUCUAGCCACGGAAAAGCAGAUUUUAAUUUUAUUUUAACAAGCCUCAAGUUUUGCAUUAAACUCUUUAACUUUUGAUAAAUAAAUUCUUGCGAACAGAUAUUUAUGACAAGCCUAAUUUCAAUCUCACUUGGUGUGCCAAGUUGCCCUUGGUCAUGUUAUGCAUCUGCUCUAAAAUUGUAUGAUGUAUAUUGUCAAAUAAAAUUUAAUUUAAUCCCAUAUGUGACGAUCCACGCAUUGUAAUCAUAAGUUUUAAAGACGUUUUAGUUGCAUAAAUGUUGCUAAAGAUAGCUCUGACACGACCAGGUCACGCCGUGAACACCAUGGUGAGCUGGGGCCACCAAGGACACGAUGAACAACGAGCAGCCGCCAUCAUUGGAGCACAGCUCGGCUACGCCUCGCUGAAGAAUGCACUCGGUUUUUCCCCUAAAUUGUGCCACUGUAAAUGCUUAAACGAAAUAAGGCUGUCUAAAAAUUAAAUGAAAACACACUGACACAUCGUAAGCGAAUAUAAUCACGAUUUCCUCGCUCAGGCUUUCGUAAACAUUGAAGGAAAAGAUUAUAGGGUUGCAUGGCGGAGCUAGAUCGGCGUCCAUCGGUGAUGAGGCGCCACUACCGAGUGGCGCAUUUGGAUGCAGUACUUCCAAGCCACCAUUCCCCCUCGUCGGAGACCGAAAGCAGAUCCCCCGUCCGUGGUCAGCUGGUUGCCUACAGCUGCCUGUCCGUCCACGUCCAUUCGCUUCCUCCUUCCGUGUAUCCACCCCAACCUCCGUUGCGACAGAAAAUCCUCCAUUACUGAGCGGACCGAGUUAGAAAAUGGUUGCUCCAGUGUGUCCACGAUACUUUUGUUGCGGAAUAAGGACAGUAUUAAUACGCCAAAUUCCAGCUGGCGAAAUUUGCUCGACGGAGACUCCUGAUGUCGUAGCUAGUUGUGCUAGUUGAAGCCCUCCGCAGUGUUAUUUGAGAUUUGAAGCCGUCACAAGCAAUAGCCUAUGUCUCACCAUGUAGCGUAAACGUUUAAGGGGCGGUGUAAUGAACAUAAACCAUUAUGUCGAGGCACAUUUAAAUCCCUUCACAAAUUGAAAUCCAACAUCGUAUUUGAUUUUAUAUCACUAAAAUUCACUUUUUUUCAGAAAUCAACGUCUUUCGUUUAAUAAGAAACAACACAAAAUCGUUUUUGAAAGUUUUUAUUCUUACCAAAGGAUGCAUUUUUUAUGUUUUUUAGGGUGCUCACAUAACAUUAUUGUUACAAUAUAAGUUAUUUGCUCUUUUCUCUUUUUAAUUUAGAUAACUUAGUCCGAAUUUUUUUUUCUUUCUUUCUUUUUUUUUUUUUCAGAUAGCAGACUGAACACCCACAAAUGAAUGGAGUAAUGGAUGCAUCCAACCAAGGCCAAGGUGAGGUUUUGGGACAGUGUUGCUAACAAGUGGCACAUUUUUACAGAUCUAUAAUUACAACACAUCUACUUUUAUUAAAAAAAUGUAUGAAUCCAAAGUUUUAUUUUACUGGCCUUAACAGGUCCCUUAAGUAACCAUAUCUUUAUAAAAACACACCAUGUAGAUGUUUAACAUUUUACUAUGAAUGCAAUAUGUCUUUUCUGCUCAGGUAAAUUAUAAUCAGAAAAAAAUAGAUUCAAACUGUGACUUAUGGUUUUGAGGUCUCUUCUAUCACACAGUGUGGGCGCAGGAUGACCUCUUAAAACUCCUGGAGGCCAUGAAAGUAGCCUUGCCUCAGAAAGACCUUACGAAAUACAAAACUUCUGAAUCCCACCUUGACUGGCAAAAGGUGGCCUUCAAUUCCUACACAGCUGAGAUGUGCAAACAGAAGUGGCAGGAGGUCUCUAAAGAGGUGGGGCAUGUUUGAUCUGAUUACUAUUGUGGUUAUAAUUGUAUGUUCUCCUUUUUAUUAUUUUUUUUACAAGUUUUUCUUUUCCACCAAAGAUUCGUAAAUUCAGGACCCUAACAGAGCUGAUCAUUGAUGCCCAAGACUACAUCAAAAACCCGUACAAGGGCAAGAAAAUAAAGGUGAGCUAAAUGCUUCAUGUAGAGUAGCAGUUGAAAGAAGUUGCAUCUGGUUGGAUCUGAAGACUUGUGUAUAAUACACCUACUUUCCCCCUUAAUACACAGAAACACCCGGAUUUCCCCAAGAAACCCUUGACUCCAUACUUCCGCUUCUUCAUGGAAAAGAGGGCUAAAUAUGCUAAAUUGCAUCCUGAGAUGAGCAACCUGGACUUAACUAAAAUCCUCUCAAAGAAGUACAGAGAGCUGCCAGACAAGAAAAAGGUCUGUCAAAUCAAAGACAUAAAAUACACUUCACUAAAGACAUCUUUCCAAACAACAAACUUAUUGCUUUCUUUUUUGUUUCCUCAGAAAAAGUAUGUAGACGACUUCUUAAGAGAUAAAGAGUCAUUUGUACAAAGCAUGGUGAAGUUCAGGUGAGAUUGUUCAUGAAUAUUCACAAUUAAAUGUCAUUAAAACAGGUUAUUAUUAGGAUUUCAUCUGCAGUAUAUUUAGGAAUUUAAAGGAUGUUUCCAUGCUGUUAAUACAGGGAACAACACCCAGACCUUAUGGAGAGCAUGACCAAGAAAGGAUCAAAUGUACCUGAGAAGCCCAAGACACCCCAGCAGCUGUGGUACAACCACGAAAAGAAGGCUUUCCUCAAGACACGCCCCGAUGUAAGUGUAGCAGCUGCAGCACAGCAUACAAAAGAGCAUCUUUUACCCUAAUAACCUCAAAUGUUUCACUGUAAACUUCAGGCCACCACCAAAGACAUCAAGGACAGUCUUGGCAAACAGUGGACACAGCUGUCUGACAAGAAGAGACUCAAAUGGAUUUCCAAGUCUCUUGAGCAGAGGAAACAGUAUGAAGUGAGGACUGUUUAGGUGAACUUUUAUGGAGACAAGUCUGUCUUUUCUUCAGUUGUAACGCCAUUUCAUUCACAUUAUUAUAGGAGACAAUGCGAGAGUACAUCCAGCAGCACCCAGAGUUAAACAUGACCCAAGACGAUAUUGUGAAGUCCACUUUGACAAAGGCUGAAAGGCAUCUGAAGGACAAAUCUGACGGCCGGCCUGACAAACCACCUCCGUGAGUCAUGGCUGCUGACACUCCGCUGUGUGUUCUGUUGCCUUGUGUGUGAGUUACUUGAAUGUAAUGCAUUAUGUCCUUUCAGAAACGGUUACUCGAUGUUCUGUGCUGAGCUGAUGUCAAAUAUGAAGGAUGUUCCCAGCACAGAGCGUAUGGUAAUGUGCAGCCAGCGGUGGAAGCAGCUGAAACAGGCUGAAAAAGAUGGCUACCAGAAACGCUGUGAACAGGUGAGGUCAGACUCAACAAGUCCCAUCAUUCUGAUUUUUAAAACAAAUCUAUUGAACCAUGUUUGACUUUGUUUUUCAGAGAAAGAAGGAGUAUGAGAUUGAGAUGAGCCGAUUUCUCAGUGUAAGUUGUAGAUUGUUGUUUUGCUUCAUCUUAAUGGUGGGGUUUUGUCAUGCUUAUUUGUGUGCUGCAGUAUUUUGCAAAGGAUAACUCAUGGAUUAUUUUUCUGCUGUGCCGCUCCACAGAGUUUGUCUGAGGAAGAGCAGCAGCGAGUCUUGUCAGAGGAGAAGGUGGGUUUCAAGAAGGGCAGUGGAGCCAACAGUCCUGCAUCGAAAAAGAAGAACUCGAAAGCUAAGGUAAAAUCAAGUUUUUACGCAACACGAGUCGCUUAAACGACUUAAACGCCAGAUUCUGUCAGGCUCAAAAUGAAACAACUCUGAUCAAAUCAGUCUUUACAUAUAUUCAAAGAAAUAAGCUAUCAUGGCAGUUGAGUCUAAGUUCCUCUCUUUAACUCACAGGCCAAUCCAGAGAAACCCAAGAGGCCCAUUUCGGCCAUGUUCAUUUUCUCUGAGGAGAAGCGUCCAAAACUGCAACAGGAGCGGCCCGACCUCUCUGAAAGCGAGCUCACCAGACUUCUGGCUCGCAUGUGGAAUGAGCUGCCGGAUAAGAAGAAGGUAACCUUACAAUGUGGUGCACCAUAUUUAGAGGAACAGGAUGUAGAUAUAAGGAUACUGAGCUAAAUCUAGCUGUCAGGUUCUACAUAGAAUCACUUCUUUGCUCACCUGUUGUGUAGAUGAAGAUCCAUAAACAAUGGAUGAUUCAUGAUAGGUAUUAUUCUCCAAGUUUUAACCUCCAAAAUUGACCAUCAGUAGGGAUUCUUAAGCAUCAACCACUAUUUUUUUUUCCAGCUACUGUGCGGCUGUUACCGGUUUGUUUGUUCUGUGCUUCUGUAGACAAACAAUGAUGCAAGGAAGCUCCCAUGCUAAAAAGGGACCUGCCUUAAUGGAGAUCCAGUAGGCUUAUUCUAAGUGAAAAAACUUAAAUAUUCAGGUAGUGCAGGGCUUGACGUAUUUACAUGAAAAAACAUUUGUUGCCUCAGCUGAUUUUUUUAUGCGCACAUGUGCCCCUAAAUACAUUUUACAAUUCGCACAUAUCAAUUUUUAGUCGCAAAUGCGAGUUCAAACAGUUGCAUUGUCGAGAAGUCUGUUCUACCAAACGUCCCUUAUUACCACAUACUGUACCUCUCAAUCUACAAAAUACAUGUCAGCCGUCAGAGUGGUUUUUAAGCGUGAAUUUCUGAAGAAAAUCCCCUUUUUUGUCUCUGUCUUGCAGGAGAAGUACAAACGCCUUGAAACGGUCCUGAAGGCAGAGUCAGAGAAGAAGGAACGAGAGGAUCGUAGUCGUCUACCUGACCCACCCAAGACUGCACAGGAAAUCUGGCAGCAGAGCGUGAUAGGAGACUACCUGGCCAGAUUCAAGGUAAGUUUUGAUUUUGCCAAUUACACUGCAUACACUGGCCAGCUGCUAUUAAGAAAUACCGCCUUAAAGACUUCAGAGAGGAAGUGAAAGGAUACAUGUUUGUAAGUUGUAAAAAAAGUACAGAUUUGUCAGGUUGGAAGAGACCAACAGUACUGAGAACAAAGUGUUAGUGGUGAACCACAGGCUGAACAUGGACAGAGCUAGAAAAUACACCUAAAUAACCUCUUCAGUUAUAAUAAAUUGUUAAUCUGGGGUUUGCAGAACGACCGGCCAAAGGCACAGAAAGCCAUGGAAGGGGCCUGGAGCACCAUGGAGAAAAAAGAGAAAAUAAUGUGGAUCAAAAAAGCAGCAGAGGACCAGAAAAGAUACGAGGUAGCCGCACUUCACUGACAUGCCGUCUUGUCAGAGUCUGCCUUUUUGCCUGAAAGAUCAAGCUUGACUCUGAUUCUCCCCCAACAGAGGGACUUGUGUGAGAUGCGCUCACCUGCUGCUGCCAUCGCUUCAGGGAAGAAGAUGAAGUUUGAGGGUGAACCCAAGAAACCACCAUCGUGAGUUGGUCUAGCUUCCCUGUGUUACCUAUGUGUAUGAGUAUGUAUCUGCUGAAACCUGGGAGCUGACUGUAUUUUUUUCUUUUUUUACACCCGUAGAAAUGGAUAUCAGAAGUUCUCUCAGGAGAUGCUGUCCAAUGGGGAGCUGAAUCACCUCCCCAUGAAAGAGCGGAUGACUGAAAUCGGCAGCCGCUGGCAGAGGCUACCUCUGAAGGACAAGGACCGCUAUAAGAAGAUUGCAGAGGAGAAGCAGAGACAGUACAAAGUCACCCUGGAACAGUGGCUCGCGGUAAGAUGUUUUUUUUGUUUUUUGUUUUUUUUUGAGGCAAGAAAUACUGAAGAAGCCCUGAACUUUACCUCACAUGUACUUUGAAUCUCCACAGAGCCUGUCUUCACAAGAGAGAAACACCUACAAAGAAUAUAACUCACAAGUAAGCCACUUCUUCUACUCUUGUUGGUUAAACUUAAUUGUAAAUUAAACUGUAUGAUUUUUAGCUUAAUGAUGCGUGAUGUUUCAGAAAAGGAGAACUACAGCGAAACCAGGAGGCCCCAAGGCAAAGACCAAGAAAUCUGUGAGCGCAGACUCUUGUUGUUCAGUAAAUCUGCUCUAGAUGUGUACUGUCAUGAUGUUCUGACUGGAAAUAUCUCUCCAACAGGACACAGAAGAAGAAGAGGAUGAUGAAGAUGAUGAUGACGAUGAGCAGGAGAAGGCUUCCUCCGAGGCAGAUUCAUCCAGUGAGGAUGAGGACGACGAUGAUGAUGAUGUAAGUUGCGUCUUUCUUUGCCGUCACACAAUAAUAAUGCAUAAUGAUGAGUGUGUUAACUGUUUGUGUUUUUUUUCGUAUGUUUGAAGAAGGAGGAUGAUGAUGACGAUGAAGACGACGACGAUGAUGACGAGGCAGAGGACAAGGAGAACAAGUCAGAAGACAGCAGCAGUGAGUCAAACUCACAGGGGUCAUCGGACUCUGAUUCAGACUGAAAUGCCGUCGUCUCUGAGGAGACGAACUGAGCAGCGCUGAGCUGAGCCAAGAGUCAAGGGAGCUCUGCCACUGUGCCAACCCUGCUCUCCUCCCACCACCAGAGGGAGUCCCGCAUUGCCUCAUCAACUUCACUCUCAUCCACUUUAUGUUACUGCGCUGGCAAAUUUUCCAUGGAGGGAACUCACCCCAUGUUUAAGUUCAGUUUCAUUCCCUCCCUCCCUCCCCCAUAGUGUGACGGUCAUCCCACAGCACCGCCACAGGGCCGCCGAUGUUAUGCCAAAAAGAGCAUCCCACUGGUUUGGUGAUGUCGUGAACAUUUCUGCCGCUGGUUGAACUCUGGACUCAAAGGUUCAAUGGUUUAAAGGUUAGAGUUUUAACGUGGAGGGUGACAAAUCACUCUUCAGUGUUUUAUUUUGUAUGAUUCUGGUUUAUGUUGAAGACAGGUAACUCGAGAUGUGAACAGGCUUCAUAGAGCCAAAGAACAUAGUAAUGUGGAUCGCUUUACAGAUAUGGGGGGUGUGGGGUGGGGGGCUGUGCAGGGUACUGAAAAAUUGCACUCUUCAGAAUGUUUCCAUUCAUUUUUAUUUUCUUUUCCAGAACAUUGUUGUGUUUUUUUCCCUAUGAUUUCCAAUUGAUGAUGUAGAUUUUAUCGUUUGGUUCUUAAAGAGGUGGUAUUUUUUCAGGAAAAAAAUCAAGCCAUUAUGAAUGUUUCAUUUUUCUAGCUGGAAAAUUUCAGAAUUGUCACUCACCUGUUUUCUUGUUCAAAAUAUGACAGUGCCUACAUAAAGUAUUCACCCACUCUUGGACUUUUUUUUAUAUGAAUCAUUUUGUUGCACAACACUGAACCAGAGUGGAUAUCAUGAGGCUUCAUUUCCCAUUCUUAAAAAAAAGGAACUCUGUGAGAGAAAUGCUGAAACACUUUUGUUAAAAUGGGCUAUUUUCUAAUGUUUUUGUCACAAACUAGACUCUAAAUGAAGCAGCCCCUGACUAAGAGAGCUGUUUUAAGAAAGAGACACUUCAAAAGUUGUAUUUUAAUGAAGUGCAACUUAAAAAAAAAUGUCACCCUUUUUAAAUAUUGAGUGAAGGCAGCUUUGGCAACAGUAACGGCCUUUUGCGUGGCUCUCUGGUAGCUCUGCAAGUGCAGAGGUGAUAGUUCCCUUCUUAUUUGCAAUCAAAUUGCAGUUUGAUCCAGAUUCUGCUGCUUUUGCGCUGACACAGCUCACAGUGUCUAUAGUCUUACAUUGACAGAACUUUUACAGAUUGACCUUACAGUAGUCUCUGGCCCAUUAUGUGCCUUUUUAAAAUCUUAUAUCCUGACUUUGUGUUUUUAGUACUGAAAACACAUUAUCUUCACCAGCCUGUACUUAAAGUGAAGUUUUACUUACAAUAUGAUUUCAUUUGACGUCAAGGAGUAAUUUCUAAGUGUUUCAUCCACUGUGCUUUAGUGUUGUAAUGCAAAAUGAUGGUGCAAAGAGUGGUGGAUACUUUUAAUAGGAACUCUAUUUACAUCUGUUAGUCUGACCAACAUGUCUUGGUCUUGUCGUGCAGAGACCCAUAAGUCUGCAACCAUUCUUUUUUUCUGAUUCUGGUCUAGCAGUCAUCUUGUGUGUUUAUUGUGAGACCAGAUCACUUUGUCAUUAAAGGGGUUAACAUUUCAUUUUCCACAUUUCAAGUUCAGUCUGCCUGUUUUUUUAGAGUUUGUCAUACAGUUAGCCUCUGUUUCUUCUCUGAGCUGUUGCGUCAUUUCCAUUUUAUCGGAGGUUUUGUUUCUUUGAGGUUUUAGCUGUCAUGCUCUCAUCCAUGUGGAGCCACUGUGUGGAUGUUUGAAUGACUGAAUGGUUCUCAUCAAAGUUUUGAAAUUUUAGUGGUAUUGACUGUAAUCUCUGAAGGUUGCAGCCGGAUGCUUAUCCCAAAAAAAGUGUGCACUUAUUGUUAAACUGUCCCUCUGUGUGUGUUUGGGUGCAAGCAUACACAGAACUGUGUAUAUAUGGGGGUGUGAGUGUGUGUUUCUUUGCUCCAGUGUGUGCUGUUUUUACUGUUUUGUUGUUGUAUACCAUGAUGUGAUUGCAGCGUGCAUGUUCGUGCCUGUUUGGGGACAUCUUACCAACACCAUGAAUGUAGAUAUUGUUAAUUUUGUUUUCCUCCAAAGGUCUUAAGUAUUUUUUGUUGCUCUGCGCUGUCAUGUCGUCAGUCACCCAAAAUGGGUCUGAUGAUAAGACUUCAUGACUGUCAUUUUGGGUCCACAGACAGAUUACAACUACCAAUAAUCUGGUUUUAAUGGACUGAUUUUGACCCAACGGAUUGUUGUCAAUGUCUGAAACAAAACCAGCUUGGACUAUUUAAGUAAUUUGGGGAGGGUCUAAGGAAACUGAGUGCUGUAAUUGGUUGAUACGAGUUAUAAAAGGGACUCAGGAGUUGCAAGAAUUGGGGUUUAAAAUAACUUGUAAUUUUUUUGUAAAUACUGUUUUUGUAAUGAGUGCUUAUUGUUUUUUUGUUAGUGCUUUGACUUUGCAAACCCUCAUCUGUGACUUCUGAGGUCAGAACUGAGUUUUUCAGUCACAUGGAGAAGGUUUUUGGUUCAGUUCACCUGUUUCGUUGUUUCUUCUCUCCGUUCUGUUGGUUCAUAGAGAUAUCUAAGACAGCAAAGCUUUACAAAGUUUGUACUGCUGAUCAUUUGACAAGAUUUGAUGUUUUCUAUAGCUGAGGGUGUUCUUAUGUCCUUGUAGUUCAAGUCUUUGGGCAAAUAAAAAAAGAUCUUCAAUAA
Messenger RNA from Xyrichtys novacula (pearly razorfish), 11482 nucleotides. The record is from the annotation of a GenBank genome assembly. Lineage: Eukaryota; Metazoa; Chordata; Actinopteri; Labriformes; Labridae.